AAGAGACGUCUCGCGCCGAGAUGGCGAGCACGGAGGCGCGGCUCGCCGCGGCGAACGUCGAGCUCUCGCGCCUGCGCGCUGGCCGCGAGGCGAGGGCCUCGUGCGCGGAGGCCGAGAUUGCGGCGGCGCAGGCGCGGCUCGAGGCGGCGGCGCUGCGCGAGAGGCUGUGUGCGGCAGUCGACCGCGCCACUUUGACGCGAGAGGUGCGGGCGCUGGACGAGCAGCACGCAGCCGCAGGAGGGGGCCCUCCCGCCGGAGCACCGCCUGUGCAGCGCGGGGUGGUGUCCUUGGGCGAGUUUGCUGCGGCCGAGGCGCAGUCUGCGCUCGAGAGCCAGAGGCGGCUUGCGCGGCUGGAGAGGCUCGAGGAGGUGGCCGAGGCGGCGGCGAAGCGCUUUGCGGCGCUGGCUCGGGUGAAGGGGCGACGCAUAGAGGCCCCGCGGGUCGCACCGGCGCGCGCAGUCUCAUGACGAGUCAUGUUUCUCAUUGGUCAAUCGAUUUUGGGUCACAUGUUCUCACGGUUUCUCACACUCCCCUCUCCCCCCCGUCACACGCAUACAUACAUGCAUGUUGUGCAUGAUGUCUCAUGUGCGGAGGGGGAGUCGUUGUUGCUUUUCUCUCCGCCAAAUCACUGUGAGAGUCGU
Messenger RNA from Emiliania huxleyi CCMP1516, 641 nucleotides. RefSeq lists its product as hypothetical. The record is from RefSeq and is a predicted model, not a curated record. Bases 21 to 467 code for a protein of 148 amino acids. NCBI's taxonomy places the organism in Eukaryota, Haptophyta, Isochrysidales, Noelaerhabdaceae. The transcript has a single exon.